Messenger RNA from Fusarium pseudograminearum CS3096, 1641 nucleotides. RefSeq lists its product as uncharacterized. The transcript has 5 exons. Gene Ontology annotation, molecular function: pyruvate dehydrogenase (acetyl-transferring) kinase activity. The record is from RefSeq and is a predicted model, not a curated record. The coding region runs from base 1 to 1641 and encodes 546 amino acids. Gene Ontology annotation, biological process: protein phosphorylation; regulation of glucose metabolic process. NCBI's taxonomy places the organism in Eukaryota, Fungi, Ascomycota, Sordariomycetes, Hypocreales, Nectriaceae. Gene Ontology annotation, cellular component: mitochondrion.
AUGUCGUGGAGAGCUUCAGAGCGUCUGAUGGACACCAUCCGUCACUAUGCUCGCUUUCCCGCCACUGGCGUCAGCUUGCGCCAGAUGGUGCAGUUUGGCGAGAAACCCUCAGUCGGCACUCUAUUCCGAGCUUCCCAGUUCUUAGCCGAGGAGCUUCCCAUCCGUCUAGCUCAUCGUGUGCAAGAACUCGACGAGCUUCCAGAUGGCCUCAAUGAGAUGCCAUCUGUAAUCAAGGUUAAAGAUUGGUAUGCCCAAUCGUUCGAGGAAAUCACACAGCUACCUAGGCCAGAACUACCCUCGGAUGUCAAAACUCGUCUCAUGAAACCCAGCAAAGCUAUCGGUCGCAAUGCUUUCCGUCUUCCCGCCGCAACCCCCAAUCCAUCCAUUGACGAAGGCGAGUCCGACGGCUGGGGCGGACUCCAGAACAACAACAGCAAGAACAAGGGUCUCACGCGCCGAUACUUUGCAGUUGUUGAUGACUCAAGUGACUGGCCCGCCGAUCUUCACCUGUACAACCAACGUUUCGCUCAGACUCUACACCAAAUCAAGCGCCGUCAUGACAGCGUCGUUACCACCAUGGCCCAGGGUAUCCUCGAAUACAAGCGCCGUCGCCAGCGCAUGCAGAUUGACAGCACCAUCCAAUCGUUCCUCGACCGCUUUUACAUGUCCCGUAUCGGUAUCCGUAUGCUCAUCGGCCAGCACAUUGCCUUGACAGACCAAAGCCAUCAUCGCGACCCCACCUAUGUCGGUAUCAUCUGCACAAGAACCAACGUCCAAGAUCUGGCCCAAGAAGCCAUUGAGAACGCCCGUUUCGUCUGUGAGGAUCACUACGGUCUCUUCGAAGCCCCCAAGGUCCAACUCGUCUGCAACCCCAACCUCAACUUUAUGUAUGUUCCCGGCCAUCUGUCACACAUGCUCUUCGAGACCCUCAAGAACUCGCUGCGCGCCGUCGUCGAGACCCACGGCAUGGAGAAGCAGGCUUUCCCUGUUACAAAGGUUAUUGUCGCUGAGGGCAAAGAGGAUAUCACCAUCAAGAUUUCUGAUGAGGGUGGCGGUAUUCCUCGAAGCGCCAUCCCCCUUGUUUGGACUUAUAUGUACACCACUGUCGACCGCACACCGAGCUUAGAUCCCGAUUUUGACAAGAGCGACUUCAAGGCCCCAAUGGCUGGUUUUGGUUACGGAUUGCCCAUCUCACGUUUAUACGCCCGCUACUUUGGUGGUGACUUGAAACUCAUCAGCAUGGAAGGGUUCCCCCGUGGGUUCUUCGCAAACGACUACAGAGCCGAAACCGAGAGAUAUCGGAACGGAAACAGGUGGGCGACGCCGAGGCCAACUAUUGCGAGAAACAACAUGAGGAGGAAGAAGAUGACGAUAAAGAAUUACAAUACUAUCACCACUACCAUGCCCACGAGGCAGACGACGAUAUGCCCGGAGGAAUAUCACGCAAACAGGAACGCACAGGAGAUUUGGUUAUUUGAAAGAGGAGGAAAGAGGCUACUCGAAUCGGAGGACGAAGAUCCCUACGCGCAGGAGCGCAACAGCACAUGGUUUACAAAACCAGAAGGGUCAACGUCCGGCCCCAAUGCCGGAAGUUUAUACGGCCUAACGAAGCGUGUCGUCGCACGCAUGUUUGGACAGUGA